This is a messenger RNA of Nasonia vitripennis (jewel wasp), 2644 nucleotides long. RefSeq names its product apolipoprotein D. The record is from RefSeq and is a predicted model, not a curated record. Lineage: Eukaryota; Metazoa; Arthropoda; Insecta; Hymenoptera; Pteromalidae. The transcript is spliced from 5 exons. Bases 1152 to 1988 code for a protein of 278 amino acids. Gene Ontology annotation, molecular function: pigment binding.
GGGUCAUCAUCACUGCUUGUACGCGUACAUACGUACUCGCUGCGUCGCCGCGAGCAAAAAAGAAUCUUCUUUAUCUUGACCAUGUGCGGAUGAGAAAUUUCGAUGUGCUUCAGACAUGUGUUACGUAAAUUUCUGCCAACUGUGCAGCAGAUGACUGCGAGAUGCUGUCGGAACCUUGCUCCGAAGGCUUUUGCCUCUCUUUCUAAUGUAAGCAAUCUUUCGGUCUAUUCACGUGCAAAUAAAGCAGCAGUAAAUUAAGUAGCGUAGCUCUAUGGACCGACCAAGAUUCGACUUUGAAAUUUGAAUGUCGCUCGAACGUUUUCUCUUGCACGCUGCAGUUGCUAUAGCAUUCUCUUGAUAAAGUUUUGAAAAACUUAAGCAUAAAAUUCCCAAAGUGUCAUUCACGAAAGGACAUUUUUCUUCUCACAUGAGCGAUAUACGAAGAUGUCAUCAACGCAUUAUCUGUAUCUCAAAACUAAUGACUCGUGAGUCAUCACUUGUCCGCGCUAAAAAACUGAUAUUCUUUCGUUGUAAAUUGGUGGAAACCCCAACUUGUUUGUAAACAAACAGAACGAGAUUUUUUCAUUCCGAGUAGUAUUUUUCUGAACGUUUAUCUGGAAAUUGCUCGCAUCGGGUAAAUUGCUCGAAUCGACCCGUAUCUCGAGUUUUUCUCGAAAAUAUUUCCUCCCUUUUUGUACAAUAAACUAAAAAAUACGACAAUUCGUUGUUUGCGAAUUUACUCCGAAAAAAGUUAUCGUAACAAAUACCAAACGCUGAAUUUUCCUGCUCGAACCCUCUCUCAACUCGAAAAUUCAAGCUGUAAAUUCCAGAACUCUCUUCUCUCACAAACUCUCCGCGAGCCCUAAGGUCAGAAAACCUCCAUAAACCGAAGAAUAAAAGAAAAGAAAACGUCCCUCCAGCGCGAGGCUCGUCCCUCGCGUUGGUGCGCGCGUCGUUGUAACCGCUCUCGCUCGCAUAUACUUACACGGAGCAGGGAGCUGCCGACGCAGUUCUGUGUGGGGGCAGCCGUAUAAAAGCUGAAACGCACCGAAAGAACUGUUUAUACAGCGCGCACGAGUCUGGGAGACGCGAGCUGUCCGUUCAACUCUACACUUUCUCUGUAUCUCUACGAGCGUCCACUACCGAGCAAAAUGAGGUCGCUGACGUUGUGCCUCGUGCUGGCAGGAUGCGUCGCAGCUGCGCUGGCUCACUCUUACCAUCUCGGCGCCUGUCCCGUCGUCGAGCCUCUCGCGGGCUUCCAGAUGAGCAGGUUUCUCGGAAUCUGGUACGUAGUCCAGAAGACAUCGACGGCCAGCAAGUGCAUCACUUACAACUACACCCGAGGAGACGAGCCCGGCGAGUACAGCAUCACUCAGGACUCGGACAUUCCAAUUCUGGGUCUCACGUCGUUGAAGCACGAGUACCACUACACGGGCGCUUUGAGCGUGCCUGAGCCCAGUGUACCGGCCCGUAUGACCGUACGCUUUCCUCUCAGCGUAGCCGGCAGCGCAUCCCACGUAGUCUUCGCCACGGACUACGAGAACUACGCUGGUAUCUUCACCUGUCAGAAGCUGGCCUUCGCUCACCGCCAGUCAGCCACGAUCCUGUCGCGUACCCGUGACCUGGACAAGGCCUACAUCGAUAAGGUGCGCGCCAAGCUCAGCUCGUUCGGUGUCGAUCCCUUCGACCUGAGCAUCAUCACACAGACCAACUGCCCACGCGGCAACAACAGCCUCGACGUGAACGUAGACCCGCACACCUUCUCCGCCGAGAACAUCGGCUCGGUCGUACGCAAAGCCGGCGAGAAGAUCGGCGACGGCGUCGAGUGGAUCGGACACCAGGGCAGCAAGGUCUACCACAAGAUCGCUGGUACCGAGGACAAGAGCUCCGAGAGACCUGCCACCGUCGUCCCCGUGAACUCGCAGCAACAGCCACCAAAGGACGCCGCUGGAAAAUACGAGAACAACGAGGUCGAGUGGAUACCCUAAGAUGGAUAACCCCUGGGCUUUUGAUAAUUUUUAUUGUAAAUAAGUAUAUGCGUAAGGACGAGUUUUAUAUAGAGAAGCACGAUCUUAAUGUAGGUUUUGUAGGAUUUUUUUUAAUUGAAAUUUUGAGUAGUUUGUAAUUUUACUCGUAUUUUGCGUUUAGUACAAAAAGCUCUGCCCCUCUUUGAGAAAAUACUCGUUUUGUAAGCUCUUUUUUUUCUAAAUUGUCGUUCUAUUUUGGAAUGGAGAAAUUGCAGCAAGAGCAUCCAUUGUAUGUCGUACAUUUAAGUUGUGGACGUUAGUUAGCAUUUGCAAUUCGGCUAGAACAGAAAUUUUGUAGUAGAUCUAAGCACUUUUACAGGUAUUUUAAUAGCAUAAACAGAUUCGACAGAUUUUACAAUAUUUUUCUACAUUCUAUCGAAAUUGUCUGACGACCGUUUCGUUUUGCAGGUAUAGCUUCGACUAUAGGAUUAUUAGAUUGUAUUUCGAAAGACUCUCUACUCUUAUACUGUAUUUUUUUAACAUGACAAAGUUGAGGUUGUGAUAACGGAUGUCUUUUCGAAGACACGACGAACAAAAGUUUAAUUUUGUUGAGUAUAUCUAUGACUAAUUGUGCAUCCAGACAGAAAUAUAAUAAAUUCUUAUGUGCCAAAUUCAAA